UUACUGCUACACUAAAACCAUUAAAUUAAUAAAUAAGUAACUUUAAUUUUAAAAGACCAGGAUCUGAGUGGUGGUAUAUUCUUUUCUAUCCUUAUAUAGAGUUAUACAUUUCAUACUACUCCUACAAUAAACUAGUCAAUUGUAUGUUCUGUCUAAUUUAUUGUUAAUUUGUGAUUAGAAAUUUUAUUUAUAUAUUUUUAACCAAAUUAUUCUGUUGUUGUAGUUGUAAAGACUUGUCUAUAAUUAUUGUUAUUAUAGUUGUUGGAUACCUAUUGUAUUAUUUAAAGGUAAUUUCAAAAUUAAUUUCUAUGAAAAUUUAAAACUCUAGAAUGAAGAUUUCGUUUGAAAUUGAAUUAGUUUUACAUGAGUGAUAUCAAUAGUUCAUCAAAAUGUUAGCAGAAGGAGCUCAUUAUAUUAAACGAAGAGUAAGAUCUGGUGCCAUAGAUGCUCAUCCAACAGAAACUGCUAUUGUUGUCAAUUAUGAACUAGAUGCUUUUGUACUUGGUGAAAAUGGUGAACCUGUCAUAGGAGAUCAUAAGGAAUGCCAAAAAGUUAUACAUUUAAAAAGUUUAAAUAACAAUACAGAUUGUAGAGCUUUAGCAAAAGAAAUUAUACAUAAAUGCAAUCUUAUACAUGAAUCAAAACUCUAUGAUGUGGAACACUUGAUUUACUAUUUACAAACUCGUAAAACUGCAGCAAUUACUAGUAAUAAAUUAAAAGAAGAUAAAAGUCAGUUGGGAUUAGAAAAUAAUGUAUCUAUUACUUUAAAGAUUUGUGGUUUAAUGCCUGACGAUAAAGCUAGUUUAGCAAAAAUUGAUGAAUACAUAGAAAUGUUAUAUGAUGAUAUACCCCAAAAAAUUCGAGGUUCAGGAUUUAUUUUGAAAGUUACUAGUGACAAAGAUAAUCUUGAAGAAUUAUCAUUAUCAGAACCUGCAAUGAGUGCUUUGUCGAGAGUUUUACGUGAAGAAUAUCGCAAAAGCUUAGAUCUUAGUUCAAAUAUAAUAAAUAUAUUUCUAUGCUUUUCUGCAUACCAAGUAUUUCAUAAGAUUCUUAUAGAUCAUAAAGUAUGCUUUUUAUGUAUUGAUGUGUUGGAUUAUGAAUUAAAUCGGUAUGAUAAAAUUAAAAGUCAAAUUGUUAAUACUCCAAAAGAUAUUAAAACUUCUAAAUUACCCACUAUGUCAAAAUUACCUGUACCUAAAAGUGCUCCAGGUGUAUCGAAAAUAGCGCGAAGCCAGAUACCUAUUAGUGCUUCUAAUAGUAAUGACAAUCGAAGACAUUCUGCAUCAUAUGAUAAUACUAAACAAAAUUUAAAAGAAAAUAAAACUAAAUAUUCAGAUACUAGUUGUAUUAAACCAAAUACAGUUACAAGAAGUCCAGAUGAAUUAGUUAUCCACCAAUUGAGGAGAAAUUUAUUUAAAUUGGGUAAAAACCAAGAUCAAGCAUUAAAAGGUGCUGUAGAGUUAAUUUAUAAUUUAUCUGUUGACAAAUCAAUGGAAGAAAAGAUUGUUCGUAAAGGAAUUAUUAAAUUACUGUGUCAGGUUUUAGAAAGAACUAGUACUGAUUUAUUGCUAGUUAGCAUUAAGCUUUUAAUAAAAUUGUCAGUUUACAAAGAACAUAUUGAUAAAAUGAAAAAAUAUUCAAUCAUAGAAAAGUUACCAAAAUUAUUUAUGAUGAAAAAUCAUAUAUUGGAAAAUCAUACUAUUAAGUUAUUGUACAAUUUAUCUUUUGAUAUGACACUUUGUGAUUGUAUUUUAAAAGUGGGUUUACUACCAAAGAUAACAGAUUUAAUAACUGUAGAAGAAAAUAGUGAAAUUAUAUGCAGGUUGUGUUAUCAUUGCAGUAUGGAUGACAGAUCACGAGCAUUAUUUUCUCAUACGAACUGUUUAUCUAAGAUUGCAGAUUUACUCUUGACAGUGAGGCAAUUUAAUCUAAUAUUGUCUGCAUUAUGCAUUAAUUUGACAUUAAAUGAGCGUAAUUCACAACUUUUAAUUGCAAAUCGCGGAUUGAAACCUUUUGUGCAAAUGGCUAUUGAUAAAAAAGAUUUAAUGUACCUUAAAAUCCUUCAUAACAUGUCUAGUCAUGAAAGCUUAAAGUCUCAAUUUGUUGAACUUAUUGGUAAUUUUUCCCAUUUAAUCACAACUCUGCAAGAUAUUGAAUGUAUCAUUGAAUGUGUUGGUAUUAUAGCAAAUGUUAAUGUUCCUGGAGUUGAUUUUAAAGAACUUUUGGAAAUGAAUAAUUUAAUUUCAUGGAUGGUACAAUAUGUAAAUAAUGCUUGUCAAUCAAAUAAUACUCUUGAUGAUACAAGACUUUUAAUUGAAGUUAUAAAGCUACUAGGUACUGUAUCUAAAGAUGAAAAUUGUGGAGAAUUACUUUAUGAACAGGGAACUAUACUUCAAGCUAUAAACUUAUUAAAAAAUCAAAAAGGUGAUAGUGAGUUAGCUAUCCAAAUUAUGUAUUUUCUGUAUGAGUUAAUGUGUCAUCCAAUUACUGGAGAUUAUAUCAUACAAAAAACAGAUUGCCCUAUCUAUAUAAUUGACUUAAUGCAUGAUCCUAAUGUGAGGGUUCGUAAAAUGAGUAACUAUUGUCUUGAUAUUAUUAAGGAAUUUGAUGAAACUUGGACAAAAAAAAUAAGAGCUGCAAAAUUUUGUUGGUUUAAUGCUUAUUGGCUUAAUAUGAUGAAAGGUGAAUGUGACAUGCCAACUACAAAAUUAAAAUAUAACAACAAUGAAAUUAAUGUUUAUAGUUUUGAUCAUCAAGCAGUUUUAAUGCCUGAAGAUGAUUUUAUGUUUGAUAAAGAGGAUGACAUUGAAAUUAUGUCAACUAAAAUUCAAAGUAGUCCUGAUAGUAGAUACUUAGAUGAUCAAUUUGACUUGGAGUCAUUCAAUGAAGAACAAUAUUCCUUUGAAAAUUGUGAUGAAGAUAUUGAUGAUGACCAAGAAGCUCAAAUAGGAGCUACAUUCAAAAAUAAUAUUUUACAUUUUGCAGAGUAAUUUUACCGUAUAUCUAAUAUAUAUGGAAAUUUAGGAAACAAAAAAUUUGUUAAUAUUGGAUUUCUAUUGAGCUUAAAAAUAGUUUAAAACUUAUAAUUUUCUGUAAUUUUCUCUAAAUAUGCAUUUUUUAAGACUUAUUUUCUACCUUUAGUUACCAAUUUUUUAGGUUUAUAAAUAACCAUUGAAAAUUUUUCACAUUUUAAAAUUUAUAUUAUAUAAUAAUAAUUAUUACACCUAUAUAUAACAUAUUAUAUAAAACAUAUACCAAUGCAUCAAAGAAGCUUAAUCUGUGUUGGUGGCUUAAUACUCAAAAUAUUUAAAAUAAAAAAUAAAGUACAACAGAGUUUUUCAAAAUGGAUUACAGAAAAAUUAUAGUUAUUACAAUGUGUUAGCUUAGUCUUGGCUAAGCUAGUUAAUUCCAUUGAACAGUACAUUAUUGACUGUUAUCGGCUACGGUUGAUGUUACUUAAUAAAUACUGGAAGUGUUUCAUGUGGUUUA
Daktulosphaira vitifoliae (grape phylloxera) is the source of this 3489-nucleotide messenger RNA. RefSeq names its product kinesin-associated protein 3 (gene Kap3). The record is from RefSeq and is a predicted model, not a curated record. Gene Ontology annotation, molecular function: kinesin binding. Lineage: Eukaryota; Metazoa; Arthropoda; Insecta; Hemiptera; Phylloxeridae. The coding region runs from base 390 to 2990 and encodes 866 amino acids. Gene Ontology annotation, cellular component: kinesin II complex; ciliary transition zone; axoneme. The transcript has 19 exons. Gene Ontology annotation, biological process: microtubule-based movement; cilium organization.